Molecule: messenger RNA, 1800 nt
Organism: Acinonyx jubatus (cheetah)
Lineage: Eukaryota; Metazoa; Chordata; Mammalia; Carnivora; Felidae
Gene: VSIG1
Product: V-set and immunoglobulin domain containing 1
Exons: 8
Coding region: 49-1314 (421 amino acids)
Biological process (GO): epithelial cell morphogenesis; maintenance of gastrointestinal epithelium
Cellular component (GO): plasma membrane
Source: RefSeq, a predicted model, not a curated record
CCCAGACAAGCUACCGGGCCUCGCCUGAGCUCAAGGAACCUCGACACAAUGGUGUUCGCAUUUUGGAAGGUCUGUCUGAUCCUAAGCUGCUUUGCAGAUCAAGGUAGUAUGGUACAGGUGACCAUCCCAGACAGCGUCGUGAAUGUGACUGUUGGAUCUGAUGUCACGCUUGUCUGUACCUACACCAGCACUGUGGUCUCCCGGGACAAGCUUUCCAUCCAGUGGUCAUUCUUUCAUAAGAAGGACUUACCACCAACUUCCCACAGCCCGUGCCUCAAUACUGAGGGUAUGGAGGAAAAGGCAGUCAGUCAGUGUCUAAAUAUGGCGCAUGCAAGAGACGCUCGGGGAAGAUGUAGCUGGACCUCUCAGAUUUACUAUUCUGAAGGUGGACAAGCUACAGCCAUCGGGCAAUUUAAAGGUCGGAUUGUAGGGUCCAACGACCCAGAUAACGCAUCUAUCACUAUUUCACAUAUGCAACCAACAGAUAGUGGUGUCUACGUCUGUGAUGUUAACAACCCCCCUGACUUUGUUGGAAAAAAUCAAGGCAUCCUCAAAGUCAAUGUGUUAGUCAAACCUUCUAAGCCCCUUUGCAGCAUCCAAGGACUACCAGAAACUGGCCAUCCUAUAUCUCUUUCUUGCCUCUCGGUCCUUGGGACACCUUCCCCUGUGUACUACUGGUAUAAAGUUGAAGGAGAAGACAUCGUCCCAGUGAAAGAAAACUUCAACCCAGCCACCGGGAUUUUGGUUAUUGGAAAUCUGACCAAUUUUGAACAAGGUUAUUACCUGUGCACUGCUAUCAACAACCUUGGCAAUAGUUCCUGCGAAAUUGAUCUAACUUCUUCACAUCCAGAAGUUGGAAUCAUUUUGGGGGCAUUGGUGGGCACUGUAGUAGGUGCCACCAUUAUCAUCUCUGUUGUGUGCUUCGCAAAGAGCAAGGCAAAGGCGAAGGCAAAGGGGAAAGGAAGGAAGAAAAAUUCGAAAACCACCACAGAACUUGAACCAAUGGCAAAGAUAAAACAAAGUACAGAGUGCGAGGUCAUACCAGCUGAAGACGUUACCCACCUAGAAGCGCCUCUGCCACCUUCCAUCCAUGAGAAUGAACCUGAUACCAUCCUGGGACCAGAUUGUGAGCCUAACCCCGAGCCUGAGCCUGUCCAGGAGCCUGCUCCACAGCCUGCCUUGGGUCCUGAGCCUGUUCUGGUGCCUGAGGUUGAGAUAGAGCAGGAGCAGGAGCCGGAGCCUGAGCCUGAGCCUGAGCCCGGGAUUGGCAUCCAGCCCUUGAGUGGCAAGGAAAAGGGAGCGAAUAAGCCAUAGGCCGGUAGCCUAAGUAGUGUUUAUCACUAAGGAACCCAUAAUUGGGAUUUGGAAUUCAGCUGACAUAACCAAUCUCCCACCACCUCCCUCCAUUCUAACCAACCCUCUUCUAACAAGGUGCUCCCACCAUCAAUCCUAAAUAAACAGGUCAAGAUAACUACUAAAUAAGCACAAGGGUUCCUGCAUUACUUACCAUUUUACUAACAUGUAAGCAUAACUAAGGAUAAGGCAUGUGAUUUCUAAUUCAGUUGAAAGUGUUUUGUAGCAACAUCUACUUUGUAUUUCAGAAAACCGUAUUUCUCUAUUUUUAGCUACACUUUGUUACAUUCCACAUGCACACAUGACAAGGUGGCAUUAACUGGGGUCCAUAUUAUUUCUAUGAUCAGCCAUCCAGGCUUCCCUAUUCAUUUUCACAUUUCACAUUGGCCCCAAAGACAAGAGUUUACCAGCAUUCUGUCAUAGAUUAGAAAAAACAAUCCUCAAAAA